AUGAGAAGUGUUUGGUAUCUGCAACUUCUCUGUGCGCUCUCAGUUGUGUCUAUGAUCCGUGCAGAGCUAUUAGACUCACAAAAGAAGGGUUAUUUGUUCAAUACCGGCCAGAAAGGCUUUGUAACUGUUGUUUAUUCGGGGAAGUCCGCCGAUUUGUAUCUGACCGCAACAGCUGCGAAUGCCACAUUAAUGCAGGUUAUUGGGGUUGUGGAUAGCGACAUGGCCUAUAACUUGCUGGCCUUUCCUAAUGAAAAGUCUCGAGGCAAACACUCUGGGCCGCGCUCCGAGGUUGCAUCAAUGGAGGCUACUUCGACAAAAGGAGGCGCCAAAAUAACACUAUCUAACCGCAAUAACCACAAAACCCACAAAUUUAUCUUCAGUGCUCCGGCUUACAUGGACACCACAGCCUUUCGUAUAUUCUUGGCUAAUGAGUGUCUUGAUGUUAACUAUAAAAACCAACAGAUGUUCCUGGGAAGUUGUCAGGCCGGGGGUUCGGAAUACGAAAAGAAUCAACAGUGGGUUUGGGUAACCAAAGAAAGGCUUGAUGCGGACAUGGAGGCAGGCAUAACGCAAUUUAAUUAUGGCGAGCACAUGCCAUACGAAUCAGAAACAACAACUCUGAACACUUACACUCCUCAUGAAGAAAGUGGGGGCUAUGCAAGUGGUGGAAGAUACAGUGGAUCGGGAUAUAGCUCAAAUCGGUAUUCAUCUUACUCACAAAACCCCACAGCAAGUCAAUAUGGACCUCCUAGAUCAGACCAUAGGUCGUCACAGGGGUACUACAGCGGGCAAUAUAGUGGGUCAAACAGUAGAUCAUACGGGCCGAGCAAAGGAUCGUAUGGUGGGUCGUAUGGCGGAUCGUAUGGAGGGGGAGGCAGCGGGUCAUAUGGCGGGUCAUAUGGAGGGGCAAGCAGGCACCGGGGAUAUAUUUAUCCACCAUACAUUGGCGGAGAAAACUGUCCUUAUUGCGACUACUUUGACUAUUAG
This is a messenger RNA of Nematocida homosporus, 987 nucleotides long. RefSeq lists its product as uncharacterized. The coding region runs from base 1 to 987 and encodes 328 amino acids. The record is from RefSeq and is a predicted model, not a curated record. Lineage: Eukaryota; Fungi; Microsporidia. The transcript has a single exon.